AGGUUCCAGAGUGGGGAGCUCGAGGACUGUAGUGGCGGUGUAGGCUCUCAGUGUUAUCAUGCGUGUGCUGAGAGCAAGGUGCAUGCUGCACCUGCUACUCUCUCUUCCUCCGCCAGGCACUGACUUGCUCUCCUCAGCGCUCGCUCUCUAUCCGGCGCGCGCCUCCUCCAGUGUUCCUAUCGUCGGCCUUUCUUGGAAUUGCUAUGGGAGUGAUCGGAUCUCGGCCUACCCAUUGUGCUGACGCGUUUAUGAUUUUCUCAUCUUUCAAACUUAUUUUAAAGUACUCUGCACGUUGUGUCCGCCCUAGUGUGUCGAGUUGGUGUUGAACAUACUCCGCCCUACUUCCAUUUUAAGGGUCGGAAUGUUUUUAACUUAGUGCGUACCAUAGGAAGCACAGACCAUCUAAACAAGUCCCUAGCUUGUCUUUUCUAAGUGUUAGCCCAUAGCGAGAGUGAAUAUAUAUACACUGGCUCACAAAGCGUACAGUAAAGGUGUGUGUGUACAUGGGAGUGGACGGUGUUGACACCUGCAGGACGGUACAUAACAAGAGUAGCGAAGACCACCACCAGACGUAGCCUUCAGCAGUGUUAUAACCAGAUGGAUGAGUAACCUGGGAGAGACAUGUCCGGCCCGGGAGGGGGUUCGCCGCCCCUUGGCCUGCCCCGCCCCGUGCCACACCCACUAGGGGAGCCCCGCCCCGUGCCACACCCACUAGGGGAGCCCCGCCCCACACCCCAGUACCCAUCGUUACAACACCAGGUGGACGAGCUCGAGGCGAAGGCUGCCACCAUGAGGACGGUGUUGUCGCAGCUGGUGGACGCCGACAAGGACGUGGACACGGAGGUCGGCGUCCUGGACUCCAGCACGGGCUGCGAGGGGUCCUGCGACUCCCCUCCCCCGCUCCCCUCGCUCAUCUUCGACUCCCAGCUGAGCAACAUGCCCGCCGGCCUCCUGGGCAGCGACCCCCUUAUUAACCACCACCAGUUCCAGAGGUCCGGGAGCCCCCACCCUCUGCUGAACAACACGACGCUCUCGGGGGUGGUGUUCAAUAACAACCUGAGCGAGUUCUCCCUCGACAACAUCAACUCCAACGCCACGAUGGGGCCCCCCAGCGGCAGGACCUCCGUCACCAGCUCCAUCAAUGACUUUAUCGAUAACCAAGACCUUCUCUUGGCCGACUUCAACUCCAACGGUAAGUGCUCACACCUUAUUGUGGGAACUGGUACUCUGGGUACUGGUACUCUGGGUACUGGUACUCUGGGUACUGGUGUGUUAGGUACUGGUACUCUGGGAACUGGUACUCUGGGUACUGGUAUGUUGGAAACUAGUAUUCUCGGUACUGGUUAAGUGU
Procambarus clarkii (red swamp crayfish) is the source of this 1351-nucleotide messenger RNA. NCBI's taxonomy places the organism in Eukaryota, Metazoa, Arthropoda, Malacostraca, Decapoda, Cambaridae. The record is from RefSeq and is a predicted model, not a curated record.